Messenger RNA from Oncorhynchus gorbuscha (pink salmon), 1179 nucleotides. Its product is annotated as tumor necrosis factor alpha-induced protein 2-like. Gene Ontology annotation, biological process: exocyst localization; exocytosis. Gene Ontology annotation, molecular function: kinase activity; SNARE binding. Gene Ontology annotation, cellular component: exocyst. NCBI's taxonomy places the organism in Eukaryota, Metazoa, Chordata, Actinopteri, Salmoniformes, Salmonidae. The coding region runs from base 1 to 1179 and encodes 392 amino acids. The transcript is spliced from 5 exons. The record is from RefSeq and is a predicted model, not a curated record.
AUGCCUUUCGGUAACACCCACAACAAGCUGAAGAUGAACUACUCCGUGGAGCAGGAGUACUCCGACCUGAGCCAGCAUAACAACCUACGGGACAAGGACUCUCCAAGUGGAUUUACAGUGAAUGAUGUCAUUCAAACUCGGGUUGAUAACCCAGAGGUGAUUAUGGACUUUUUGGAGAACCUGAAGGAAAAUCGCUUGGUGGAGGCUUGCCAGCAGUUGCUCUUGCGAGAGGACAAGCUAUUUGGCCAAGAAACCAUGACGGUAGAGGGAUUGGUUCAGGUUUGCAACGAAGACGAUAAAGACACGCUCCAAAAAGACUAUGAAACCCUGCUGCUCCACUUAUGGAUGGCAGUUCACACCACCUUUAGUUCCACACCCUCAGGAGAACGCCUAGAGAUACUUCGGAGUGCGGUGGAAACCAUAACGCUGCUGGAAGAGAAGGACCAGCAAUGGGAAGGGCGGCCAGAGGGCAGCAGCGAGGCCCCCGUGUGGCGGCCACACCAGUGCCGGCACACCCACGACACCCUGCUUGAAAAAAUGGUGGAUUCUCAAAUGAGGAAUGCGACAUUGGAAGAGGACAAUAUUAGCGUUAGCAGUGUGGACAACCUGUCAACGUCCAUGAAAAGGGAGGUAUGUAGGAUGGGCAAGCGUCUGAAGGAGGACGUCCUCAGAGUGGCCAGGGACAUAAGGGACUGCUACCCCCCAGACUUUGACGUGUGCAACUUGUAUGUGAGACUUUACCAUCAGAAGUUCUCAGCAAGGUUAACAGAACUGGCCCGCUCUGGGCUCGAUGUGGAUGACUGUAACUACCUCCUCUGCUGGGUGAACAAUUACUAUCCAAAUGACAUCUUAAAACACAAAGACCUUGAGGGGCACAUCAACAUGGAGUCUUUGGGAACUCUUUUAUCUGAGAAGGAUCUCACAACAUUGGAGGAGCAGUAUCUACUACAAAAAGAGAGUAGAGUCAGGACCUGGUUCUCCAAGGCUCUCAGUAAGGAGGAGGAGGGUUGGCUCAGUGGAAAGAGUCCAGAACUCAUUGACGGGUACUGCUUCUGUCCUCUGGCCAUUGACAUCAUACAGGCUGUUGAUGGGGCCAUGAGAGAGGCCAGGACUAUUCUGGGCAGUGAGGCUAAAGCCCAGAGAAUCCUUUGUCAGCUGGACAGCUUCUUGAUGAGGUAG